ACUUGCCGGCGCUCAUGGCGUCACCGGGGACUUGCAGGGCGCGGCGCGUGUCUCUCUGGCGACGCCAACAAGGAACAUCUCGUGGUGGAACACCGAGAUCAUGAAAAAUGUGAGGCUUGGGGAUAUCGCUCAGGCUGCAAGGAUUUUCAGGGAGAUGCCUGAGAGGGAUGCUGUGUCCUGGAACUCCAUGAUUGGGGGCUAUGCAAAGCUCCGGAUGUAUGACCGGGCAUUAGAUGUUUUCCGAGAGAUGCAGGAGAAUGGUGUGGAACCAACAGAGCUGACGGUUGUGUCAGUGCUUGGGGCUUGUGCAGAGAUGGGAGAGCUAGAGCUAGGGAGGCAAAUCCACAAUUUCCUUGAGAGUAAGGGCAUUGCAGCCGAUGGAUAUGUUGGCAAUGCACUCAUCGAUAUGUAUGCGAAAUGUGGUGACUUGUAGCUUGCCUGACAGGUCUUCGACAGCAUGUCAAUCAGGGAUCUUACAUGCUGGAACGCGAUGAUUGUUGGGUUGUCAGUCCAUGGCCAAUCGCUGGAUGCCCUGAGGCUGUUUGAUUCUAUGAAGGUUGAGCCUGACCAUAUCACCUUUGUUGGUGUUCUGACUGCUUGCAGCCGUAGUGGCCUGGUGUACGAAGACUAUAAAAUUGUGCCCGGUGUGAAACAUUAUGGCUGUAUGAUAGAUAUGCUCUGCCGCCAUGGAAAAGUGCAUGAAGCUUAUCAAAUGAUCAAGGAUAUGCCGAUCAAGGCGAAUUCCGUGCUUUGGAAGAUGGUCAUGGCUGCAUGCAGAGUGCACGGGCAGUCUGACCUUGGUAGCAAAGCUUUUUGCGAGCUGCGGCAGUUGGUGCCAAUCGAUGAUGGGGAUGCUAUCACAGUGUCAAAUGUUUAUGCAGAAGCAGAGCGAUGGGAUGAUGUUGAACAUCUGAGAAGGAAGGUGAUAGGAUGCAAUGUGUCAAAGCAUGCUGCAUGGAGUCAAGUUCAUGUAAGAUAGCCAGCCAAAUUUAUUAAUAACUGUUGCGCAAACUGCACGGUGUUGUGAUCAGAUUCAAUAUAAUUGCAGGAGCCUCUUGCAUUGGGUUUUGUUGCCGGAAGAUUGUAGCUCAUCAAUUUGUACUGCUACUAGUAAAAUGGUAAGAAUGGGGCAUCUGAAUUAAUGCUUGACUUCAUUCCACCAACGCUCGUCAUCAAACAAUAGAUGGGUGGGCACUAGUACGUACUAGUAGUGUACGCAAAAGAUGGAAAAUAAUGGAGCGAAAGUAACAUGGGUCUUGGAAGCAUGUGUAGAAUGGUAUGUUCUGAAAACAAACUCAGAAAGCUGUGAUGAUACGUACUGGUAUCUUCGUUGUUGAUGCAUCCAAUCCGUGUGUAUCUUCUUGCAUCGAUGUGUCUGGCAGGAUGCAGAUGCGUAGGUACGUGUUUCUCCUCUCACUCCCAACUCCCUAUAUAUAUAAACCCUCACUCGCAGUCGCAGCACCCCACCACCAUUACUGAAAACCACUCCAGCGAUCGACUGAUCGAGUUGCAGGCAGGCAGUUGCAAAUAUAUAUGGCUCGCCCUGCAGUAGUAGGCCAGCAGCUGGUGGCGCUGCUGCUGCUGCUGCUGAUGGCGGCGCCGUCGGUGACCAACGCCGGCGUGACGUGCGGGCAGGUGCUGAAUUACUUGACCCCGUGCAUCAGCUACGCCAUGGGGCGGGGCAGCGAGCCCCCGGCGGCCUGCUGCUCCGGCGUGAGCAACCUGAACGCGGCCGCCAACAACACCGCCGACCGGCAGGCCACCUGCAAGUGCCUGAAGCAGAUCACCAGCACCAUGCCGGCGCUCAAGCCCGACAUCGUCGCCGGCAUCCCCAGCAAGUGCGGCGUCGACAUCCCAUACCCAAUCGCACGCUCAACAGACUGCUCCAAGAUUAACUGAGAAGAAGGAUGGAUGGCUAUGAUGCCGGCCAAUAUAUAUAGCAGAGAGCAGUCGUUUAAUUUACUACCUCUCCAUUUUACAUUUUUACACCACCACCGUACCACCUGUGCACGUCGUCGUCGUGUAUGUAACAACAAUAAUCCUCUCUCUGCUUAUGGGUUUGCUGGGUCUCUGUUUUCAUGUAUGUACUACUACCAUGCUGCUGCUGCUUUGUUAUAGGCAGGCAGCACUCUGCUGAACCAAUAAACUUUUUGUAUACAUACAUGUA
Panicum virgatum (switchgrass) is the source of this 2167-nucleotide messenger RNA. RefSeq names its product non-specific lipid-transfer protein 4-like. Lineage: Eukaryota; Viridiplantae; Streptophyta; Magnoliopsida; Poales; Poaceae. Gene Ontology annotation, biological process: lipid transport. Gene Ontology annotation, molecular function: lipid binding. The record is from RefSeq and is a predicted model, not a curated record. The transcript is spliced from 3 exons. Bases 1534 to 1899 code for a protein of 121 amino acids. Gene Ontology annotation, cellular component: membrane.